GUUCUCCUUACGCUCUGAAAGCCUUUGAAAAUUAGAAUUACGUAUCCAUCAAUGAUAUUUAUAUUCACACUUCCACUUCAUGUUCCUCACCAGUCCACAAACUCGAAUUUCAUUUCUUAUAGUAAUCUGUCUUUCUUUAAUUGAUUCUCUCUUCUUUUCUCAAGCUUUUUCAGCUCUUAAACAAUGGGAUCUGAGUUUCUUGUUCAUGUGCUGCUUGUUUCUUUUCCUGGCCAAGGCCAUGUCAACCCUUUACUUAGACUUGGCAAGCGUCUUGCUUCUAAGGGUUUACUUGUUACUUUCACUACACCGGAGAUCACCGGUAGACAGAUGAGGAAGUCUGGUAGCAUCUCUGAUGAGCCUACUCCGGUCGGUGAUGGCUACAUUCGUUUCGAGUUUUUUGAAGAUGGUUGGGGUGAUGAUGAGCCUAAACGCCAAGAUCUGGAUUUAUACUUGCCUCAACUUGAAUUAGUAGGCAAAAAAUUGAUCCCUGAAAUGAUCAAUAGAAGCGCCGAACAAGGCCGUCCAGUUUCUUGCCUUAUAAAUAACCCAUUCAUUCCUUGGGUUUCUGAUGUAGCUGAAAGUCUUGGUCUUCCUUCUGCUAUGCUUUGGGUUCAAUCUUGUGCUUGUUUUUCUUCUUAUUACCAUUAUUACCAUGGUCUGGUUCCCUUCCCUAGCGAAGAAGACCCAGAAAUAGACGUUCAAUUACCUUGUAUGCCUCUUCUUAAAUACGAUGAAGUCCCUAGCUUUUUGUACCCUACAACUCCUUACCCUUUCUUGAGAAGAGCCAUUUUAGGUCAAUACAAGAGCCUUGAUAAACCUUUUUGUAUUUUAAUGGAGUCUUUUCAAGAACUUGAGCCAGAAAUUAUUGAAUACAUGUCAAAACUUUGCCCUAUCAAACCUGUUGGUCCUUUAUUCAAGAACCCUAAAGCUCCAAACUCAGCAGUUCGAGGAGAUAUCAUGAAGGCUGAUGAUUGUAUUGACUGGUUAGAUAGCAAACCACCAUCAUCAGUUGUUUAUGUGUCUUUUGGUAGUGUUGUGUACUUGAAACAAGAUCAAUGGGACGAGAUUGCAUACGGGUUAUUAGACUCAGAAGUUUCAUUUUUAUGGGUUAUGAAACCGCCACAUAAAGAUUCUGGUUAUGAAGUUCUUGUUCUGCCAGAUGGGUUUUUAGAGAAGGCAGGAGAUAGAGGAAAAGUAGUACAAUGGAGUCCACAAGAGAAAGUUUUGGCUCAUCCUUCAGUUGCAGCCUUUGUAACACACUGUGGUUGGAAUUCUACAAUGGAGGCUCUUUCUUCUGGUAUGCCGGUGGUGGCUUUUCCUCAAUGGGGUGAUCAAGUGACUGAUGCCAAGUACCUAGUCGAUGUUUUUAAGGUUGGGGUUAGAAUGUGCCGUGGCGAAGCUGAGAACAAGUUGAUAACAAGGGAGGAAGUGAAAAAAUGCUUGAUUGAGGCAACUGUAGGUCCAAAGGCAGUAGAAAUGAAGCAAAAUGCACUGAAAUGGAAGGAAGCGGCAGAGGCUGCGGUGGCUGAAGGUGGUUCCUCUGAUAGGAACGUACAAGCUUUUGUGGAUGAAGUAAGGAGAAGAAGUGUCGAGAUACAUACUGGUAAGUCAAGUGUUAGCAUUGUGGAAAAGGAAAAUGUUGACUUGGUCAUGGAGCCUCAUGGAGCCUGA
Messenger RNA from Jatropha curcas, 1671 nucleotides. Its product is annotated as gallate 1-beta-glucosyltransferase 84A24. NCBI's taxonomy places the organism in Eukaryota, Viridiplantae, Streptophyta, Magnoliopsida, Malpighiales, Euphorbiaceae. Gene Ontology annotation, molecular function: quercetin 3-O-glucosyltransferase activity; quercetin 7-O-glucosyltransferase activity. The record is from RefSeq and is a predicted model, not a curated record.